Plasmopara halstedii is the source of this 711-nucleotide messenger RNA. RefSeq names its product 50s ribosomal protein l3. Gene Ontology annotation, cellular component: ribosome; mitochondrial large ribosomal subunit. The coding region runs from base 1 to 711 and encodes 236 amino acids. NCBI's taxonomy places the organism in Eukaryota, Oomycota, Peronosporomycetes, Peronosporales, Peronosporaceae. Gene Ontology annotation, biological process: translation. The record is from RefSeq and is a predicted model, not a curated record. The transcript has 2 exons. Gene Ontology annotation, molecular function: structural constituent of ribosome.
AUGUGGCGCCGAUCGAGUUUGCUGGUGCGCGGCAGUAGCAGAAUUUUAGAAAAGACUUCGACGCAUAUAUCCGCGCUUUCAACAGCCACUUCGCCAUCCGUGAACGCUGUGGACUCUUCAUCUGCUGUGUGGUCGCAUGACAAAAAGCGUACGGGUCUUCUGGCUGUCAAAAUUGGCAUGAUGCCCGUCUGGGACCACUUUGGCUACCGACACAACUGCACAGUAUUGCAGGUGGAAGAAUGCCAGGUGACGCAAGUCAAAACGGCAGAUAUUCAUGGAUUUAAUGCACUGCAACUUGGUGUUGGAUUGCGAAAACCAAAAAAUCUCUCCAAGCCAGUACUGGGUCACCUGGCUAAUGCAGGAGUACCAGCAAAGCGUCAGUUGCAAGAGUUCCGCGUAUCGGGGGACGCGCUACUUCCACUGGGUACGACCCUUUCUGCACUUCAUUUUAGUGCUGGGCAGUACGUCGAUGUGUGCGGUAUCAGCAAAGGCAAAGGCUUUCAGGGUGUUAUGAAGCUGCACAACUUUGCGGGUCAACCGGCCUCGCAUGGUAAUUCGAAAACGCAACGUCAUAUGGGCUCAACUGGACAAUGCCAGGAUCCCGGUAAGGUAUUUAAGGGCAAAAAGAUGCCUGGACGCAUGGGUGGUAAGCGUGUCACGCGUGAUAACCUUUGGAUCGCAAAAAUCGACAUGCGCGGAAGAAAAAGAUGA